CACGCCGCGGUGCCCAGACUGCCGACUCGUGGUGAUGAAUCAGAAACGAGACUGGAUUGAUGAAUCAGUUCACUGAGCGGCGCAACCAGUCCAGUAGCAGCCAGUACUGCUAGUUCCAGACUUCCAGUUUGCUACGAAAUUUUAUCCCUAAAAAAAAAGGGAUUGUAACACGAAACGCUACGUGGCAGGGCAUGCUGCGGUCCAGGUGUACAUCGUCGAUCAGCACGCGCCAGAUCCCAUGGUCUUUUUUGUUUUUUUACCGGACACGUCCAGUCCCAUCGUUGUUCUACCUGGGCUCCAAUCAGAGAGCCCCGCCGACCUGGUGCACCGUAGAUUCGAGCACUUGUACAGGUAGAACCAUACGUGUAAUAAACAACGAGCUAACGGCUAACGAACUAAAAAUUCCCCUCCUGUUUAGUCCUAUUUAUAGCCCCGUCCAUGAUCCAUUCCAUCCCAACUCAUUAAUUCCAUUCCAUCCGCAUCUUCAUAGCAGUCCGUACUACACAAAGUCCUCUAGAGCUUCUGUCCCGCUCCAAUUAAGUUGCUGUCUCAGCGUUCGUGCUUCCUCUUGCUUUGCCAACAAUGGAAACCAUCUCCCCGAAGAAGAAGACAUGUUCCGUGACUUCCGUCGACAGCGACACCAGGUUCGAGACAACUCCGAAUCAAGGACACGAGGAGGAGAUCGUAGAGCUAGGCGACGACGUACUAACCGAGAUCAUCCUGAGGCUGCCACUCGACUCCGUGGCCCGCUCCAAGUGCGUCUCCAAGCACUGGUCCGCCGCCGUCUCCGACGACUACCUCCGCCGCCGCCUCCCCUUCCACAUCUCCAUGCUCUGCUUCCCCGACAACGACGACGACAGCAAUGGCGGCAAGCCCGUGUUCUACGCCUGCGCCGGCGGCGGCAGCACGCUGGAUCCCCUUGACGACCUGGGCUCCUUCUUCCCUUGGCACGAAUCCUCCGUUAUCUGCGACGGCAGCAACGGGCUCCUCCUCUGCCGCUCCCCAGACUCAUCCCUGUUCGUUAUCUCCCCGGUGACCAAACGCUUUGCGGCCCUCCCGAAGCCCGCGAAGAGCGCCGUGCUCUCCGUCCUCGCCUUCGACCCGCUGAGCAGCUCAUCCCCGUCGACAUACCACGUGGUGAACUUCACCGGGUGGCGCGACCGUGGCGCCGCGGUGGAGGUGUACUCAUCGGAGACGCGCGCGUGGACGGCCCACGAGGCGGGCUUCGGCGCCGUGCCGUCCGCGGCCCUGUCCGGGACCAUGCACUGCCACGGCGGCAGGCUCUUCGUGCUCGCCUCCGGCCCAGGCCUAGGCUCCGGCCCGGGAUGCCUCGUCUGCAUCGACCUCGCCCCGGCCCAGGCCGAGCUUGCCUGCGCCAUCAUCGCGCUCCCCGAGAGCGUGGCCUCCGACGGCCGCUUGGCGAGCUCUGGCGGCCGGCUCCACUACGUGUGCGGCGGCGAGGACGGGUGUCUCAAGGUCUGGGCGCUCGAGGACGAAGGCGCGGGGAAACAAUGGCGCCUGAAGCACGCCGCGAGAGUCGUCGCCGUCGCCGGAGACGAAGGCGAUGUCGUGGGGGAGGAGGUGAGGUUCUUGGCGAUGCACCCGGAGAAGGAGGCGGUGGUUUACCUGUGGACGCCGUGGAAGGUGGUGGAGUACGACCUCGGGAAGCGGGAGCUCACCGGCGCGGCGUGGGAGUUGGGCAGCAAGAGGAGGAGCCGCCCCGUCAAGACGUGGCUCGUGCCGGCAUCGUGCUACCUCUCGGAUGUCUUGCUCGGCUGAUCAGAUGGUUGGUUCAGUUCGACCGUCCCGUCAAGAGAGCAGAGCACCUGGUUGAUUUGAUUUGUUUGUUCAAAUUCGUUCUAAUUUCACUCCUGUAAAUUCUUUUUUACGUUAAUCUUUUUUUGCCCUGUGAAAACCAUGUGUAGCUGUAUAUACUUGGGCGUGCUGUAUAGGAUUGUGCAACGAAGAAGUACGGAGUAGUAGGGAGGCACAUUAAAAUUGCCUCGAUCGGUGUAUUGAUUUGAACAAACCGGACUGGAUUUUUUUUUUUCAAAAAACAGUGUGUCGUUACUCUCGAAAGCUGGCGAAAAGUCAGUGCCAAAAAGAACGUUCCACGUUUGGUUA
Molecule: messenger RNA, 2124 nt
Organism: Brachypodium distachyon (stiff brome)
Lineage: Eukaryota; Viridiplantae; Streptophyta; Magnoliopsida; Poales; Poaceae
Exons: 1
Coding region: 583-1779 (398 amino acids)
Molecular function (GO): protein binding
Source: RefSeq, a predicted model, not a curated record